AUGGGUAUGAAGUGGAAGGACUUCCGUCCAUCGGACGGCAUUCUAAGAGCAGAAGGUCACUCUCACAUCAUCACGUCCACCAUGGUACGUAGCGUUGGCAUCGUUCUACAUUAUUUUUACACAGGCCAAUGGCAGCGCUUAAAAAGAGCAGACGCAAAUCUUCGACGGGCGGUAGCCGGCUCGCUGUUCGUGGAACAAGAAGAAAUUUACAUUCCUUCGGCCAGAGCUGAUCGUCUUGGUUGUGGUGUGAUCAGGACGGAGCCCUUAUUUGGGCUACCAGGUUUCGCUGUUUCUACACAACGUGAAAUUGUCACUGCCCUUAGUUUUCUUGACGGAAGUGGUGUAUCCUCUGCAGUUUUGAGUAGGCUUCUGAAGGAAACCCCAGAAUUCCACUUUCGUGUUGCUGAUCUCGUGGCUUUUGGGACACCUUCUAUUCGAAGGAGAGGCUCCAGUCUUGUUCAAGUACCUGCUCCAAGUGACAAUGUUCAUGGGGUAAUAACAAGUCCCCUUGCCAGGCGAGCCUUCUGUCUGUUUCUCAAACAGUACAUUAGCUCUCAGCCUGAAAACUUCGGACAAGAAGCUCGCCAUGUACUUGAAAUAUGUCAAGAUUUCAGCACUAAAUAUACUGAUUGGGACUCUGGCGAGGAAGCGACAGGCCGUUCUAUAAAAUGGGUUGUGAGGAGGGAUAAUGUUUAUCUGGAUAGUGUACAAGAUAUUAUGGACAACCUUACAAGCAGGCUAUACAACGAAGGGUCGUCAUUCCGGUACGCAGACUUAUUGGCUCUUCACAUCAGGCUUGCCAUGCUCUGUGAAGGCGGAGAGACCUCGAUAUUGCGUAACUGUGGCACAGACUAUGCUGCGGAUAUUCAGGUUUACUUUGACCAGUUGCCUAAGAUUGUGGAUGAGAUGGAGAAGAAGGGCGUGAACCGACUACAUUGUGUCGAUAUGUGGUGUUGUAUGAUGCUUAGAGGUAUGUGUUGGGGGGCUUGUCAUUUUUUCGUUCCAGGUGAAAGGGUACCAGUGCAGUACUAUGGCAGUCAAUUACCAGUCUAUAUGGGUUGAUGAAUAUUAAGGCGAAAAGAUGUUCGUAUUUGAUGUGCAUAUCAGAUCCAAUGCUUAUUCCGGAGUUUUGCACGCAUUUUAUUAUUGAAGUUAAUAAGCGAGGCUAGUUGUUUUCAUUUUAAGCAACAUCAAUCAAACUUAUUCUUCAUUGUUAGGAUAACGAAAUAAAAACUCAAAAAAGAGCACUUACAGGAAGACCUUAAAUAAUCAUCGCAGUACCUCGUUCUGUUGCACUUAGCUACUCAAUUGAUUAGGCAUUCCAGUAUUUGUAUAGUCAACAAAUCUUUCACGCUAGGAGUAACGUUGACAAGGGUUCUUGCAUAUGGGCCUAUGGCUGGGUUAAAAUAUUGCACGUGGGUUGGACAUGAAAAUGCCAGCCCAAAUCUUUUGCGAAAGUGCCUGAACAUUCGCUUCGCUGCCGUUCCCAGCCAUCUCACACGGAAGGUGUAGGGUGGAAGACCAUAAACUGCAGCUGCCUCGGCAACCGAGAAUCUCUUGUUCACAUUCUUCCAAGUUACCACCAUGCAGAAACCUCAGACUGCCUUCUGGACGACAUUGGUCAUUCAGACCAUAGUUCUGGCCUUGCCUACCACACCUCGCACACCAUCUGUGGCUCAAUUCGCUUUACAGAAGGUAUUGGAGGAUGCAUCUCCCAUUUUUGGGGCUUACGCCACCAUAAGCCACAGCCCCACGGCAGAUUGAAUGAAGCUUUACCCAGACAAAAUGCCCAUCACCCAAAUGAACUUACCAGGAGCACAUGAUGCAGCAACUUGGAAUUACACAAUAGAGAGCUUUUGACGCCACUAACACCACUCUGGUCUUCUACCAUGGCCAAGCUCUUCAAUCCGAGAAAACAACCGUGGAGGACCUCUUGUUUGGGCUUUAUGCAUGGCUCGAUGACCAUCCAUCUGAGACUCUCAUCACGUCUUUUCAAUAUGAAGGAUCAACCAAGAAGUACGCUGCAAACGAUGCGGAUGUCCAGAUGGAAAUGUUCAGAACACUCACUUCGCCAGUAACUCGAAAAUAUUAUGUGCAAAAGAAAGGCGAGCUUGGAACCUUAGGUGAAGCUAGAGGAAAAAUCACGCUUUUCAGACGAUUCAACUUGGAUAAACUUCCAAAGUCUUACGAAGAUGCACUUCCAGGUCUCCACUUUCCACCAAGCCUAUGGUCUGACAACGGGUUGGACAUCGAAUUAGCCUACAACGAUGAGAGAAACCUUACCGCGUACAUCGAAGACUUUUACGAACCUGGAGGCCCGAUUGGUUCUUCUGCGGCAUACAACAUAGAUCUAAAAUUCAAUGCUACAGUAUCACACCUAGAAAAGGCAACAACUCAUUACCCAGAGAGUUUGUUUUGGACAUGGGCUAGCAGCGAAUGUGAUGCUAAUAUCCCACCUGAUUAUCCUCGAAUAAUGGCUUUAGGAAACGGGACGGAAUUGACGCCUUUGGGUGGGGUAAAUCAGAGGCUGUUGCCAGUGUUGAAGAGACUGCAAGGAAAGAGACUUGCGAUUGUGAUGCUUGAUUUCUUUGGUACACCAGGCAAUCUCGUUGAGACCAUACUUGGUCUAGAUGAGGAUUGA
Messenger RNA from Hymenoscyphus albidus, 2641 nucleotides. The record is from the annotation of a GenBank genome assembly. Lineage: Eukaryota; Fungi; Ascomycota; Leotiomycetes; Helotiales; Helotiaceae.